Molecule: messenger RNA, 1838 nt
Organism: Cryptomeria japonica (Japanese cedar)
Lineage: Eukaryota; Viridiplantae; Streptophyta; Pinopsida; Cupressales; Cupressaceae
Product: indole-3-acetate O-methyltransferase 1
Exons: 5
Coding region: 88-1299 (403 amino acids)
Biological process (GO): methylation
Molecular function (GO): S-adenosylmethionine-dependent methyltransferase activity
Source: RefSeq, a predicted model, not a curated record
CAAAAGUUUUGGGAAGCUGAUGUGACUAGCUCUGCAUUCUUUAUAUUCUUCUCCUCCCAAUUCACCAAAGAACAAAGCUUCAAAAAAAUGAGGAGGAUUCAACUUAUAAAGCCAGAGUGUAGUACUAAUAGGAAUAGUAAUGGUAAUACAGGACUUAAAAUGGCAAUGGAGAGCCCAACAGCCCUUAAUUCUGUAUGUGAGACCCAGCCCACCAAACUGGAAAGGGUCUUCUGCAUGCAAGGAGGAAAUGGAGACACAAGCUAUGCAAAAAAUUCUCAGGGACAGGCUAAACAUCUCCAAUCACUAAGGCCUUUGCUAGAAGAGGCUUUGAACAACAUGGAUCUCCCUGCAUCAGAAACUUUAACCAUAGUAGACUUGGGCUGUUCUUCUGGUCAGAAUACACUGGUCAUAGCCAAUGUUAUAGUCAAUUGUUUGAUGAACAAGUACAAGCUUGCGUCUCUAAACAUGCCAGAUUUUCAAGUUUUCUUCUCAGAUUUGCCUUCCAAUGAUUUCAACACCUUGUUCCAGCUGCUUCCUGUUCCUAUGGAGGUUCCAGCUUCAAGAACAUAUUAUGCUGCUGGAGUCCCUGGCUCCUUCUAUAAGAGACUCUUUCCUAGAAACACUCUUAAUGUAGUUCACUCCUCAUUCUCUCUCCACUGGCUUUCACAGGUUCCUGAUGUUGUGCUAGACCCCAACUCUUCUGCAUGGAACAAAGGCAGGGUGUUCAUACACAGUGGAUCGAAUGAAACUGCCAAUGCUUACAGGCUUCAAUUCAAGAGUGACUUUGAAGAUUUUCUGCGAGCAAGAUCAGAGGAGAUGAAGAGUGGGGGAUGCAUGUUUUUGGUUUGCCUGGGAAGGACAUUCCAGGACCCCACAAAUCAAGGUGGAGGUGGCAUCUUGUUUGGUACCCAUUUUGAACACGCAUGGAACGAUUUGGUGGAGGAGGGAAUGGUGGAAGCAGAAAGGAGAGAUUCAUUCAAUGUUCCAUUCUUUGCACCCACUGUAGCAGAGGUCAGGGAGGUGGUGGAGAAAGAAUCAUCUUUCACAGUAAACAAAGUGGAUGUUUUCAAAGGGGGGAGCCCAUUAGUGGUGGAAUCUGCUGAAAACAAUGAGGAGUUGGCAAGAGCAUUCACAAACCAAUGCAGAAGUGUGUGUGGAGUACUGGUUGACAAUCACAUUGGAAAAGAUCUAAGCACAGAGCUGUUCAGCAGAAUGGAGAAGAGAGCCACAGAGCAUGCCAGGGCCUUAGUACAUGAUCUCCAAUUCUUUCACGUUGUAGCUGCCCUGACCAGAAUGUGAACGAAAGAAAUGAUUAUAAACUGUAAACCCAUGUUUGAUUUGGCCUUAAAAUAAGAGGGUUUUAACUACUACCCAUUAGCGAACAAGAUCUGGAUUCUGUACCAUGAUAACGGUUUUCUGUGUAGUGUUUUUAUUUUGAUCCAAUAAUAUAGGGAUACAGUGCGUAUCUUUUUCCUUGUCUUGGGUUUCAUGAUGAUGCGGGCACCUAGGGAGCACCAUGAUUCAUAAUCUAUGCUUUUAGAUUAUUGUGAGAUGGCCCAAAAUUUGUCAGACUCAUGAUUUCAGCUUGUCGACCAACAAACAGGACUGCCACUUGCCUGCUCUGUGACAGGAACAGCCUUAUGGUCAAGGACACACUCCAAAAAGCCACAAAUAACGGACAUUGUUAACUUUCAUAAACUGUACCUCUUCCUCUACCUAUUCAAAGUUUUGUACAAACCUGUUUCAAGGAGACUUCUUCACUGUUACAGAAAUGAAAACUACCAUCCCUUUUCUUUUAUGGACAGAGAUGGAUUAUAUAGGUAGUUAAUUUUUGUGUA